Drosophila persimilis is the source of this 6612-nucleotide messenger RNA. RefSeq names its product mucin-2-like. The record is from RefSeq and is a predicted model, not a curated record. The transcript has 2 exons. Bases 1 to 6612 code for a protein of 2203 amino acids. NCBI's taxonomy places the organism in Eukaryota, Metazoa, Arthropoda, Insecta, Diptera, Drosophilidae.
AUGCCAAUAUCACGUUAUUCGGGACAGUUCUUUCGGGCUGGGGACGAAGAAGUAUCACCAAAAAAAGCAUUGACCUCAACACCCCGUUCACAAUCAGUUCCAACUAUCACAGAGUCUACUGAGAAUACAUCAUCCACAGCUUCGAUAUGGAUGAGUACUAUAAUCGAGUACUCGGAAAAUACAAAUAAAAAACCCGUAUCCACAACACAGACAAUAAUACCUUCAUCAAUACCACUUCCUAGCACUCCUUCAUUCAUACCAUCGAUAAACAUAACUUCAGAAAAAUCCUUUGCGCUACCAUUCAUUGGUAGCGGACCACCAGGAAGUGGCCAAACAGAAGAAACAAAACCAGUCUCAACGAACGAUUUAGCUAAUUUACUCAGUACUUCUGAAAAAACACGCACGGAAACGGAUGCAUCAAUAGAGUCACUCGCAUCUCUUAAAAGUUCAGCGGUUCCAUUCAAUACGAUCGAACCACCAGAAGGUGACCAAACAGAAGUAUCACCCCCAGUCUCAGUCGACUCGACAGAAAGAGGAACUCUCACGUCCGAUUUAGUUCAUAAACUCAGUACUCCUGAAGGAAAACGUACGGAUCCCGAUGCUUCAGUAGAGUCACUCGCAUCUCUUAAAAGUUCAGCGCUUCCAUUCGCCACGACCGAACCACCAGAAGGUGGCCAAACAGAAGUAUCACCACCAGUCUUAGUCGACUCGACAGAAAGAGGAACUCUCAGGUCCGAUUUAGUUCAUAAACUCAGUACUCCUGAAGAAAAUCUUACGGAACUGGAGUCCUCAGUAGAGUCUUUCGCUUCUCUUAAAAGUUCAGUACUACCAUAUACUACGACGGAGCCACCAGAAGGUGGUCAACUAGAGGGACCACCAACAGUCUCAGCGGACUCGACAGAAAAAGGACUUCUUACGUCCGAUACAAUUCAAUUACUCACCACUUCUGAAAAGAAACAUACGGAGCCGGAUGCUUCAGUAGAGUCACUCCCAUCUCUUAAAAGUUCAGCGCUUCCAUUCACCACGAUCGAACCACCAGAAGGUGGCCAAACAGAAGUAUCACCCCCAGUCUCAGCCGACUCGACAGAAAGAGGAAUUCUCACGUCCGAUUUAAUUCAUACACUCAGUACUCCUGAAGAAAAACGUACGGAACCGGAUGCUUCAGUAGAGUCACUCGCAUCUCUUAAAAGUUCAGCGCUUCCAUUCAAUACGAUCGAACCACCAGAAGGUGGCCAAACAGAAGUAUCACCCCCAGUCUUAGUCGACUCGACAGAAAGAGGAAUUCUCACGUCCGAUUUAAUUCAUACACUCAGUACUCCUGAAGAAAAACGUACGGAACCGGAUGAUUCAGUAGAGUCACUCGCAUCUCUUAAAAGUUCAGCGCUUCCAUUCAAUACGAUCGAACCAUCAGAAGGUGGCCAAACAGAAGAAUCACCACCAGUCUUAGUCGACUCGACAGAAAGAGGAACUCUCACGUCCGAUUUAGUUCAUAAACUCAGUACUCCUGAAGAAAAUCUUACGGAACUGGAGUCCUCAGUAGAGUCUUUCGCUUCUCUUAAAAGUUCAGUACUACCAUAUACUACGACGGAGCCACCAGAAGGUGGUCAACUAGAGGGACCACCAACAGUCUCAGCGGACUCGACAGAAAAAGGACUUCUUACGUCCGAUACAAUUCAAUUACUCACCACUUCUGAAAAGAAACAUACGGAGCCGGAUGCUUCAGUAGAGUCACUCACAUCUCUUAAAAGUUCAGCGCUUCCAUUCACCUUGAUCGAACCACCAGAAGGUGGCCAAACAGAAGUAUCACCCCCAGUCUCAGUCGACUCGAUAGAAAGAGGAACUCUCACGUCCGAUUUAGUUCAUAAACUCAGUACUCCUGAAGAAAAUCUUACGGAACUGGAGUCCCCAGUAGAGUCUUUCGCUUCUCUUAAAAGUUCAGUACUACCAUAUACUACGACGGAGCCACCAGAAGGUGGUCAACUAGAGGGACCACCAACAGUCUCAGCGGACUCUACAGAAAAAGGACUUCUUACGUCCGAUACAAUUCAAUUACUCACCACUUCUGAAGAGAAACAUACGGAGCCAGAUGCUUCAGUAGAGUCACUCGCAUCUCUUAAAAGUUCAGCGCUUCCAUUCGCCACGACCGAACCACCAGAAGGUGGCCAAACAGAAGUAACACUACCAGUCUCAGCCGACUCGACAGAAAGCGGAAUUCUCGCGUCCGAUUUAAUUCAUACACUCAGUACUCCUGAAGAAAAACGUACGGAACCGGAUGCUUCAGUAGAGUCACUCGCAUCUCUUAAAAGUUCAGCGCUUCCAUUCAAUACGAUCGAACAACCAGAAGGUGGCCAAACAGAAGUAUCACCCCCAGUCUCAGUCGACUCGACAGAAAGAGGAACUCUCACGUCCGAUUUAGUUCAUAAACUCAGUACUCCUGAAGAAAAUCUUACGGAACUGGAGUCCCCAGUAGAGUCUUUCGCUUCUCUUAAAAGUUCAGUACUACCAUAUACUACGACGGAGCCACCAGAAGGUGGUCAACUAGAGGGACCACCAACAGUCUCAGCGGACUCGACAGAAAAAGGACUUCUUACGUCCGAUAUAAUUCAAUUACUCACCACUUCUGAAGAGGAACAUACGGAGCCGGAUGCUUCAGUAGAGUCACUCCCAUCUCUUAAAAGUUCAGCGCUUCCAUUCAAUACGAUCGAACCACCAGAAGGUGGCCAAACAGAAGUAUCACCCCCAGUCUCAGUCGACUCGACAGAAAGAGGAACUCUCACGUCCGAUUUAGUUCAUAAACUCAGUACUCCUGAAGAAAAUCUUACGGAACUGGAGUCCUCAGUAGAGUCUUUCGCUUCUCUUAAAAGUUCAGUAAUACCAUAUACUACGACGGAGGCACCAGAAGGUGGUCAACUAGAGGGACCACCAACAGUCGCAGCGGACUCGACAGAAAAAGGACUUCUUACGUCCGAUAUAAUUCAAUUACUCACCACUUCUGAAGAGAAACAUACGGAGUCGGAUGUUUCAGCAGAGUCACUCCCAUCUCUUAAAAGUUCAGCGCUUCCAUUCACCACGAUCGAACCACCAGAAGGUGGCCAAACAGAAGUAUCACCCCCAGUCUCAGCCGACUCGACAGAAAGCGGAAUUCUCACGUCCGAUUUAAUUCAUACACUCAGUACUCCUGAAGAUAAACGUACGGAACCGGAUGCUUCAGUAGAGUCACUCGCAUCUCUUAAAAGUUCAGCGCUUCCAUUCAAUACGAUCGAACCACCAGAAGGUGGCCAAACAGAAGUAUCACCCCCAGUCUCAGUCGACUCGACAGAAAGAGGAACUCUCACGUCCGAUUUAGUUCAUAAACUCAGUACUCCUGAAGAAAAUCUUACGGAACUGGAGUCCUCAGUAGCGUCUUUCGCUUCUCUUAAAAGUUCAGUACUACCAUAUACUACGACGGAGCCACCAGAAGGUGGUCAACUAGAGGGACCACCAACAGUCUUAGCGGACUCGACAGAAAAAGGACUUCUUACGUCCGAUAUAAUUCAAUUACUCACCACUUCUGAAGAGAAACAUACGGAGUCGGAUUUUUCAGCAGAGUCACUCCCAUCUCUUAAAAGUUCAGCGCUUCCAUUCACCACGAUCGAACCACCAGAAGGUGGCCAAACAGAAGUAUCACCCCCAGUCUCAGCCGACUCGACAGAAAGAGGAAUUCUCACGUCCGAUUUAAUUCAUACACUCAGUACUCCUGAAGAAAAACGUACGGAAACGGAUGCUUCAGUAGAGUCACUCGCAUCUCUUAAAAGUUCAGCGCUUCCAUUCAAUACGAUCGAACCACCAGAAGGUGGCCAAACAGAAGUAACACCACCAGUCUCAGUCCACUCGACAGAAAGAGGAAUUCUCACGUCCGAUUUAAUUCAUACACUCAGUACUCUUAAAGAAAAGCGUACGGAACCGGAUGCUUCAGUAGACUCUCCCCCAUCUCCUACAAUUUUAGCGCUGCCACUCACCACGACCGAACCACCAGACGGUGGCCAAUCAGAAGUAUCUCUACCAGUCUCAGUCGACUCGACAGAAAGAGGAAUUCUCACGUCCGAUUUAAUUCAUACACUCAGUACUCCUGAAGAAAAACGUACGGAACCGGAUACUUCAGUAGAGUCACUCGCAUCUGUUAAAAGUUCAGCGCUUCCAUUCACCACGAUCGAACCAUCAGAAGGUGUCCAAACAGAAGUAUCACCACCACUCUCAGGCCACUCGACAGAAAGAGCAAUUCUUACGUCCGGUUUAGUUCAUACACUCAGUACUUCUGAAAAAACACGCACGGAACCGGAUGCUUCAGUAGAGUCACUCGCAACUCCUACAAGUUCAGCGCUUCCAUUCACCACGACCGAACCAGCAGAAGGUGGCCAGACAGAAGUAACACCACCAGUCUCAGUCCACUCGACAGAAAGAGGAAUUCUCACGUCCGAUUUAAUUCAUACACUCAGUACUCCUGAAGAAAAACGUACGGAACCGGAUACUUCAGUAGAGUCACUCGCAUCUGUUAAAAGUUCAGCGCUUCCAUUCACCACGAUCGAACCACCAGACGGUGGCCAAUCAGAAGUAUCACCACCAGUCUCAGUCGACUCGACAGAAAGAGGAAUUCUUACAUCCGAUUUAAUUGAAACCCUCAGUACUCCUGAACAAAAACGUACGGAACCGGAUGCUUCAAUAGAGUCACUCGCAACUCUUAAAAGUUCAGCACUUCCAUUCACCACGACCGAACCACCAGAAGGUGGCCAAACAGAAGUAACACCACCAGUCUCAGUCCACUCGACAGAAAGAGGAAUUCUUACAUCCGAUUUAUUUGAUACACUCAGUACUCCUGAAGAAAAACGUACGGAACCGGAUGCUUCAGUAGAGUCACUCGCAUCUCUUAAAAGUUCAGCGCUUCCAUUCGCCACGACCGAACCACCAGAAGGUGGCCAAUCAGAAGUAUCACCACCAGUCUCAGUCGACUCGACAGAAAGAGGAAUUCUUACAUCCGAUUUAAUUGAAACACGUAGUACUCCUGAACAAAAACGUACGGAACCGGAUGCUUCAAUAGAGUCACUCGCAACUCUUAAAAGUUCAGCGCUUCCAUUCACCACGAUCGAACCACCAGACGGUGGCCAAUCAGAAGUAUCACCACCAGUCUCAGUCCACUCGACAGAAAGAGGAAUUCUUACAUCCGAUUUAUUUGAUACACUCAGUACUCCUGAAGAAAAACGUACGGAACCGGAUGCUUCAGUAGAGUCACUCGCAUCUCUUAAAAGUUCAGCGCUUCCAUUCGCCACGACCGUACCACCAGAAGGUGGCCAAUCAGAAGUAUCACCACCAGUCUCAGUCGACUCGACAGAAAGAGGAAUUCUUACAUCCGAUUUAAUUAAUACACUCAGUACUCCUGAAGAAAAACGUACGGAACCGGAUGCUUCAGUAGAGUCACUCGCAUCUCUUAAAAGUACAGCGCUUCCAUUCGCCACGACCGAACCACCAGAAGGUGGCCAAUCAGAAGUAUCACCACCAGUCUCAGUCGACUCGACAGAAAGGGGAAUUCUUACAUCCGAUUUAAUUAAUACACUCAGUACUCCUGAAGAAAAACGUACGGAACCGGAUGUUUCAGUAGACUCUCCCCCAUCUCCUACAAUUUUAGCGCUGCCAUUCACCACGACCGAACCACCAGACGGUGGCCAAUCAGAAGUAUCACCACCAGUCUCAGUCGACUCGACAGAAAGAGGAAUUCUCACGUCCGAUUUAAUUCAUAAACUCAGUACUCUUGAAGAAAAGCGUACGGAACCGGAUGCUUCAGUAGAGUCACUCGCAUCUCUUAAAAGUUCAGCGCUUCCAUUCACCACGACCGAACCACCAGAAGGUGGCCAAUCAGAAGUAUCACCACCAGUCUCAGUCGACUCGACAGAAAGUGGAAUUCUUACAUCCGAUUUAUUUGAUACACUCAGUACUCCUGAAGAAAAACGUACGGAACCGGAUGCUUCAGUAGAGUCACUCGCAUCUCUUAAAAGUUCAGCGCUUCCAUUCGCCACGACCGUACCACCAGAAGGUGGCCAAUCAGAAGUAUCACCACCAGUCUCAGUCGACUCGACAGAAAGAGGAAUUCUUACAUCCGAUUUAAUUAAUACACUCAGUACUCCUGAAGAAAAACGUACGGAACCGGAUGCUUCAGUAGAGUCACUCGCAUCUCUUAAAAGUUCAGCGCUUCCAUUCGCCACGACCGAACCACCAGAAGGUGGCCAAUCAGAAGUAUCACCACCAGUCUCAGUCGACUCGACAGAAAGAGGAAUUCUUACAUCCGAUUUCAUUGAUAUACUCAGUACUCCUGAAGAAAAACGUACGGAACCGGAUGCUUCAGUAGAGUCACUCGCAUCUCUUAAAAGUUCAGCGCUUCCAUUCGCCACGACCGAACCACCAGAAGGUGGCCAAUCAGAAGUAUCACCACCAGUCUCAGUCGACUCGACAGAAAGAGGAAUUCUUACAUCCGAUUUCAUUGAUAUACUCAGUACUCCUGAAGAAAAACGUACGGAACCGGAUGCUUCAAAGUUGGCCAAACAGGGAUAUCACAUCUCGUAUCAGUGGACUCGACAGAAGUAG